AUGUUCGACAUCUUGCCCAACCUCCUCUCCUCUAUCGCCUCCUUCCUCUUCCCCGUCUAUGCCAGUUACAAAGCUCUCAAGAGCUCCGAUCCGGCCCAGUUGACACCAUGGCUGAUGUACUGGGUCGUCAUCUCUUUCAUUGUCCUCGUUGAGUCGUGGAUUGGUUGGUUCCUCGUCUGGAUCCCCUUCUACGCCUUCGCCCGCUUCGUCUUCCUCCUCUAUCUCGUCCUUCCCCAAACCCAGGGCGCCCGCAUCAUCUACCAAACCUACGUCGACCCCUGGCUAGAGGCGAACGAGGGCCAGAUCGAGGACUUCAUCGCCUCGGCGCACGAGCGUCUCAAGGCCGCCGGCCUCGCCUACCUCAAGCAAGCCAUCGAAUACGUCAAGACCCAAGUCCUCGGCAUGCCUCCUUCGCCGCCCGAGGCCGCCUCAGCCUCCUAUGGUGCCAGCAGCUCCCAGACUUCUGCGCAGUCCUACACCCAAUCGCUCCUCGCCCGGUUUAACCUGCCGGCUGCUCGCCCGGGUGGUGCUAACAACGCCGCGGGCGGCGCCCUCGGCACUGACUUUUACAGCUUCCUGUCUUCGGCCGUCAGCGCCGCCAGCAACGCUUACUCCAGCAAGGGAUCCGGAUCCGGCGGAAACCAGUACGACCGCGACGUAACCCCCACCCCAGGCACCGGAGCCGGAGCCGGAGGUGCCUCGAGCCUUAUCCCCGAUAGCAUCCGUGGCGUGGGCGCCCGCAUGUCCUUCAUCGAAGCCCAGCGCGAGCGUCUUAACACUGUCCUCAACGCGCUGGACCGCGAGGCUUCGCAACUGAACAACCAGCAGCAGACCGGUGGUGGUGGUGUCAGGGGUGUGCCGGGCUUGAGCUUCGACGGCGCCGAUGUUGGACUCACUUCGGGCAUUGGUGGUGGCAACCCUUGGCAAAGCUCCAACUCCCGCAGCGGCGGCGGCGGUAGGGACUCGCGCUCUAUGAGCGAGCACAGCAGUGUGAGUGGGGGCGGGCUUAGCCGCAACCGGUCCGAGGCGGACUUUGAGAAGCUCGAAGCCGAGAGCGGAGAGGAGGAGAUUAUGGAUGAGAAUGGCAGGAGGGUGAGGCAUAGGCCGGCGCCGAAUACUCAGGGAAGCAACGGUUGGUUUGGUUGGGGCAGCGGCGGUGGUGGUGGAGAUGGUACCGCUGCUAAGAGCACUGGGGUUGAGAAGUAG
Molecule: messenger RNA, 1206 nt
Organism: Sordaria macrospora k-hell
Lineage: Eukaryota; Fungi; Ascomycota; Sordariomycetes; Sordariales; Sordariaceae
Source: RefSeq, a predicted model, not a curated record